GUUUCCCCCGCAGGCCCCAGCAUGGGGCUGAAGCCCUGGCAGAAGGCGCUGUUCCCUCUCCGCUCCGUGGCCGCCGUGGUUCGGCUCUUUGAGGCCGAGCUGCGGCAGCCCGAGCCCGACCUGGUGCUGCUGUCGCUGGUGCUGGGUUUUGUGGAGCAUUUCCUGGCCGUCAACCGCGUCCUCCCCACCAAUGUCCCCGGGCUCACCUUCGAGUCUCGGCCCGGGCCGGACCCCCACACCCGGUUGUACUUCCCGGUGGCCGAGCUGUCCAUCGUGGCCGCGCUCUACGCCCGCUUCACGGCGCAGAUCCGGGGGGCCGUGGAUCUGUCCCUGUACCCCCGGCCCGACGGCUGCUCCUCCCGGGAGCUCGUCAGGAAAGUGUCCGAUGUCAUCUGGAACAGCCUCAGCCGCUCCUACUUCAAGGACCGGGCUCACAUCCAGUCCCUCUUCAGCUUCAUCACGGGUACGAAGCUGGACAGCUCAGGUGUGGCCUUUGCCGUGGUCGGGGCCUGCCAGGUGCUGGGGCUGCCGGACGUGCACCUGGCCCUGAGCGAGGACCACGCCUGGGUGGCCUUUGGGGCCGGGGGGUCCCAGACUGCCGAGGUCACCUGGCAUGGAAAAGGCAACGAGGACAGGAGGGGACAGCCCGUGCAGGCCGGGGUGGCCGAGAGGAGCUGGCUGUACCUGAAGGGCUCCUACCUGCGCUGCACACGGCACAUGGAGGUGGCGUUCAUGGUUUGUGCCAUCAACCCGUCCAUCGACGGCCACACCGACAGCCUGGAGCUGCUGCAGCUGCAGCAGCGCCUGCUGUGGCUGCUCUACGACAUGGGGCACCUGGACAGGUACCCCAUGGCGCUGGGGAACCUGGCUGACCUGGAGGAGCUGGAGCCCACCCCUGGCAGACCCGACCCCCUCACCCUGUACCACCAGGGCAUCCACUCAGCCCGCACCUACUACAACAACGAGCACAUCUACCCGUACCUGUACCUGGCCGGGUUCCACUGCCGCAACAAGAACGUCAAGGAGGCCCUGGAGGCCUGGGCUGACACGGCCACCGUCAUCCAGGACUAUAAUUAUUGCCGUGAGGAUGAGGAGAUCUACAAGGAGUUCUUUGACGUGGCCAACGAUGUCAUCCCCAACCUGCUCAAGGAGGCGGCGGCCGAGCCCCCCCCGGGGGCUGAGGUGGGACCUGCACUUGGGGACCCCCAGAUUUGGGGGACCCCUGGGUGGGGGAGCCCUGCCUGGGCCCUGCAGGACCCCGAGUGCUUCGCUCACCUGCUGCGAUUUUACGACGGAAUCUGCAGGUGGGAGGAGGGGAGCCCCACCCCCGUCCUGCACGUGGGCUGGGCCACCUUCCUCGUGCAGUCCCUCGGCCGCUUCGAUGGCCAGGUACGCCAGCAGGUCACCCUGCUCUCAGAGGACCCUGCCCCGCCCGAGGCAGAUUUGGGGGGCCCCGAGGACCCCCGCGAUUGUCGCCGCCGGGGUCCCCGCCGCGAAUCCAAACCCGAGGAGCCGCCCACCCCCAAAAAACCCACGGAACGCCGCCCCCCUCCCCGAGCCCCCCGCCCCGAGGAGACCCCAGCAGCACCACCAGCACCCCCACCACCCCCCCCAGCCCCCGCACCCCCUGCGGCCCCCCCGGCCCCCGGCACCCCCGGGACCCCCGGGCCGGCCCCGGCCGCGCCCCCUCCCCUGCCCCCGGGCCCGGUGCUGCGGUUCCGCUCGCAGAAGAUGCGGGGGAUGAAGGAGCUGCUGCGGGCGGCCAAGGUCAACUCGAGCGCCAUCAAACUGCAGCUCACGGCCCAGUCCCAGGUGCAGCCGCGCCGACCCCGAGCCCCCCCCGGCGCCUACCCCCUGCCCUUCCUCAAGAGACCCCGGAAAGGCUCGUAGGGAUCCCCCAAAAAAAUCCCAGAAAAUCCGAAAAUCCCAGCCUGGAGCGGUCCCGGGUGCAGCCGCCUCUUCCCAUUUCUCAGCAGAGCACAGGAGGGUCCCAAAACAAUUAGGAAUCCCAAAAAUCGCCAAGAUACCCAGCGCCC
Sturnus vulgaris (Common starling) is the source of this 2036-nucleotide messenger RNA. Lineage: Eukaryota; Metazoa; Chordata; Aves; Passeriformes; Sturnidae. The record is from RefSeq and is a predicted model, not a curated record.